AUGGAUCACCGCCCACAAGCCUGGGGCCGCCCCCGCGACGACGUCUACGGCGCCUACGACCACAGCUACCUCAACAACUCGGCCCCCAAGACCCACACGCAGUCGCCCGCCGUGACGGGGACCUCGGUGCUGGGCCUCAAGUUCAAGGACGGCGUCGUGCUGGCCGCCGACAACCUCGCGUCGUACGGCUCGCUGGCGCGCUUCAGCGACAUCAAGCGGCUGCGGCCCUUCGCCGGCACCUCGGUCGUCGGCUUCUCGGGCGACGUCAGCGACAUGCAGUUCCUGGACCGGCACCUGGGCGAGCUGGAGAUCGACGAGGCCUACGGCGGCAGCAACGCCACCACGGCGGGCGACGCCGCCCCGGGCGCCGACCCUGCCACCGACGAGGGCCACCCGCUCUCGGGCCUGUCGGCCGAGAACCUGCACAAGUACCUCGCCAAGCUCUUCUACCACCGCCGCAACAAGUUCGACCCCCUGUGGAACCAGGUCCUCGUCGCGGGCUUCAGCAGCGCCACCGGCAAGCCCUUCCUGGCCGCCGCCGACCUGCGCGGCACGGUGUUCUCGAGCCCCUCGCUCGCCACGGGCUUCGGCUCCAUGCUCGCCCAGCCCAUCAUGCGCAAGCACGCCGCCACCGAGGAGGACGCCGCCAAGCUCACCCGCGAGCAGGCCGUCCAGAUCAUCCGCGACUGCAUGAAGGUCCUGUACUACCGCGACGCCCGCUCCUGGGACGGCUACUCGCUCGCCGUCGUCACGCGCGACGGCGUCGACGUCAGCUACGACGAGAAGCUCGAGGACCAGAGCUGGGCCUUUGCCGACAGGAUCAAGGGGUACGGCACGCAGGAUGUGUAG
Diaporthe citri is the source of this 849-nucleotide messenger RNA. RefSeq lists its product as uncharacterized. The transcript has a single exon. The coding region runs from base 1 to 849 and encodes 282 amino acids. Lineage: Eukaryota; Fungi; Ascomycota; Sordariomycetes; Diaporthales; Diaporthaceae. The record is from RefSeq and is a predicted model, not a curated record. Gene Ontology annotation, cellular component: proteasome core complex.